Talaromyces proteolyticus is the source of this 854-nucleotide messenger RNA. RefSeq names its product ankyrin repeat-containing domain protein. Lineage: Eukaryota; Fungi; Ascomycota; Eurotiomycetes; Eurotiales; Trichocomaceae. The record is from RefSeq and is a predicted model, not a curated record. The annotation marks the transcript as partial. Gene Ontology annotation, molecular function: protein binding. The transcript has a single exon.
CUGGCCACAAUCAGCUUGCGAAUCGUCUCCUCGAGACGGUUGACUCUGCAACGAGGGAUCAAAUCAAGAGCGCUGCUCUAGUUGUCGCUGUCUUUCAUGGGAAUGCGGAUAUGGUACAGCAACUCCUUGAGAGUGGAACUAAUACUACGGGGUCAUCUUUCUAUCAAGACGGCUUUCACCCUUUACAUGCGGCAGCCCUUACCGGUAACUUGCCUUUUGUGAAGAUGCUACGUGAAGCUGGUGCCAAAACUGCCAAUAGAGGCUGGAUACGGGCAACGGAACUGCACUAUGCAGCGCGAAGUGCAUCCUCAGAAUGUGUACAAUUCUUCCUUGAUAUAGGUAUAAGCGUUAAUGUUCAGACUCUCCAUGGAGAUACGCCACUUCAUUGGGCAGCUGAGAUUGGAAAUUCAGACGUAAUAAAGACACUUCUUAUGGCUGGUGCAGAUGUGAAUGCCGAAGGUCAAAACGCAAAUUUCAGCCCGCUCCAUCGCGCAGUUGGCUCUGGACAAGUCGCUGCAGCUAAACAGCUAAUCAAUGCUGGCGCAAAUGUAUUUCCUCAACGGCAAGGAAGCGAUUAUGCUUCUCUAAUAUACCAACUCGUACAUCAGCGUGGUGGUCCAGAGCUUCUCGAACUGCUCCUUGAACUCGGGUAUGAUAUUAACGAAACGACAGUGUUGCAUACUGCAACAUGGAACCACAAUGAAGUUGUCAUUACGCAGCUCAUCAAUCAUGGCGCUGAUAUUUCUCGGCGUAACAGCGACGGAAAUACCGCUCUACAUGAGGCUGCAAAAAUCGGAUGUACCAAGUCCGUUAAGGCCCUGUUAGACGGCGGUGCCGACAUCAACGAGAGGAAU